AUGUGGGGGAACGGUCUUCGUCCGCUCUCGGGUUUGAAGAAAGCGGCGUUCGUCGUGGAAAGCGAUGCGAAUCCCAAGCCAACACCAACUGACAAAAAUGCUGAACGCAAGCUCGUCCGCACUUUCCAGAAAACGGAAAAGAAAGCCACUGACAAAGCGAAGCCCAAUCCUAAGAAAGAAGUGAAGAAGCCGAAGCCGAAGAUUCUACGGGAGCACGCUCCGGGGAUUCGGGUUUGCGAUGAUGUACCGGUUUUUGAGUGCUGUCCGGUGAAGGGCCCGAUGGUGUCGGUGCUGGCAGACGACGUGGGCUCCUCGGCCUAUUCCGUCAUGCUCCAGUACGACGACACGCAUAACCAUCACAAGUACUAUGCCAUGCAGGCGCUCAGACUGCCCGACGCGAAAUUCGGCUGCCUUUUCUGGUGGGGACGCACAGGAUACCCAGGCAGAAAAGCGCUCGUCAAGUCGUAUGAUAAGAAGAACAUCAUCAAGACCUUCUGCACAAAGUUCCACUCAAAAAGCGGCAUUGACUGGGCUGACCGCAAUUUGGGAGCUGUCCACGGAAAAUAUCGCAUAGUUACGGCCGAUCAAUUCGGGAAAUCACAAUCCCCUGAAGAAAAAAUGGACUCGCAGGAUGAGCAGCAGCAUACGCUGAUCACCGACCGGAAGAUGUUUGCCGCUGGGAUCAAGCAAAUCGAGGAGCAUUACGAUAACUCGGAGGAGAUGCCGAUUGGGAAAUUAACCCCAGGACAGCUUGAGAAGGGGUAUGAAUGCUUGCGGAAAAUUGAGGCGGAAAUGGCAAAAGAGAAUCCCUGCAAACUUACGCUUCAAGAAGCGAGUGACUGCUUCUACGAGCACAUUCCACACAAUUUCGGGGAUCAGGGCCCACCAGUGAUCGAUAACAGCGACCUGAUCAAGGACAGGGCCCUACUUUUGAAUACGCUCGCAGAGGUCCAAAUCGCCCUCCGAAGAAUGGAAGAAGCUGAAGCUACCGAGGCAAAUGGCAUGACAAACCACAUCGAUGCUCUUUACAAGGCCGAAAAGCUGAAGUUGGAGGUGGUGCAGCCAGAUUCCGAGGAAUACAAAGUAAUCGAUCAAUACCUCAACAUGAACCACUCACCGGCACAUGAAUUUGACAUGAGUAUGGUGACACUACUGAAAGUGAAGAAUCCGAAGGAAGCGCCUUAUUAUAAGGAUUUGGGGAACAAGAUGCUACUCUGGCACGGUUCGAGACUGCCUGCUGUUUUUGGGGUUCUUGCUCAUGAGCUGCAAGUGGCACGUCCUGAGACACCAAAUGAUCAAAAGGCUUCAGGCUUCAUGUUCGGGCGGGGCCUCUAUUUUGCCGACGCAUCCUCCGAAUCCGCCGUCUAUUGCCAUAUUCCGCAUUCUGGAGAUGGUGUGUUGAUGUUGGCUGAGGUUUCCCUCGGCAACCCCCUAGAAAAAGCCGGGCCCGAUUUCAAUGCUCGAGACCUUCCUGAAGGCAAAGAUUCGGUUAUCGGCAAGGGCCGAAAAGCUCCGGAGUGUGAAGAAUUUGACGAUGAGGAUGGAUAUAAAAUCAUGUUCGACGACGUCCGUGUCCCGAUCGGACCUCUGAAAAAGGUCCCGGGAAGAAAAGGCAAGCUGCAGCUCAACGAGUAUACCGUAUAUCACCCAAAUCAGGCCCGUAUUCGCUACUUUGUUCGCGUGCACUUUGACCGGAGCACGAAA
Molecule: messenger RNA, 1704 nt
Organism: Mesorhabditis spiculigera
Lineage: Eukaryota; Metazoa; Nematoda; Chromadorea; Rhabditida; Rhabditidae
Source: the annotation of a GenBank genome assembly